Molecule: messenger RNA, 632 nt
Organism: Culex pipiens pallens (northern house mosquito)
Lineage: Eukaryota; Metazoa; Arthropoda; Insecta; Diptera; Culicidae
Gene: RpII15
Product: DNA-directed RNA polymerase II subunit RPB9
Exons: 3
Coding region: 116-499 (127 amino acids)
Biological process (GO): maintenance of transcriptional fidelity during transcription elongation by RNA polymerase II; transcription initiation at RNA polymerase II promoter; transcription-coupled nucleotide-excision repair
Cellular component (GO): RNA polymerase II, core complex
Molecular function (GO): nucleic acid binding; DNA-directed RNA polymerase activity; zinc ion binding
Source: RefSeq, a predicted model, not a curated record
AAAAUGCUUCAAACUGUCAAAAAGUGUCAACAACUCGGAGGCAGCGGACGGUUCUGCUAAAUUUUCCAUUUAAAUCAAGUUUUUGCCGUAAAAUUCACUACAAAUUCAACCAAAAAUGUCUUAUGAAACACCUCACGACGAUGGCCCAGGAUUUGUCGGCAUUCGUUUCUGCCAGGAAUGCAACAACAUGCUUUACCCGAAGGAGGACAAAGAAAAUAAGGUCCUGCUGUACGCGUGCCGGAACUGCGACUACAAACAGGAAGCGGACUCCAACUGCAUUUACGUGAACAAAAUUAUGCACGAAAUUGACGAGCUGACCCACAUCGUGCCGGACGUUAUAUCGGAUCCGACGUUACCGCGAACCGAGGAGCAUGCCUGCCCUAAGUGUGCCCACCGGGAGGCGGUCUUCUUCCAGGCGCAGACCCGGCGAGCCGAAGAGGAGAUGAGACUGUACUACGUGUGUACGAAUCCGAACUGUUGCCAUCGUUGGACCGAGUAGAAAAUUUGGUUGAUUUUGGCAGUUGGCAGGAAAAAAACAUUGGACGUGGAUCAUAUGAUAAUGAUCUUUAUGCUUUUGUAUUGAUAAUUGAAUAAACGUUCAAUAAAUAACGGAUUUCUUUGUAAGUGCUGAA